Messenger RNA from Epithele typhae, 552 nucleotides. RefSeq lists its product as uncharacterized. Gene Ontology annotation, molecular function: protein binding. NCBI's taxonomy places the organism in Eukaryota, Fungi, Basidiomycota, Agaricomycetes, Polyporales, Epitheliaceae. The record is from RefSeq and is a predicted model, not a curated record. The coding region runs from base 1 to 552 and encodes 183 amino acids. The transcript has 4 exons.
AUGACCGUUAUCGGCGAGGAUCUUUCGGCCGCUGCGCUGGCUCCGGACGGCCGUGACGCGGCCAUCGAGCUGAACAAUGAAGCCAUCCUCCUGGAGCGCCAAGGAGACUUCGCGGGUGCCGAGAGCAAGCACUUGCAGGCAAUCCGUAUCAAGGAAGCCACCCGAGGUGUGGACAGUAUUACCACCGCUGUCUCCUACAAUGGUCUCGGUGAGCUCUAUGCCACCAUAGGCAAUCUAGACAAUGCGGAGGAGUACCUUAUCAAGGCCGUGAGCGUGCGCGAGCGAUUUGGGCUCAAGUCGGAUCUGGCCGUUACUCGUGAUAACCUGGGAAGGGUGUUCGAGAUGAGAGGAGACCUGAAUGCUGCAGAAGAGAUACGUCGCCGAGGCGCUCCUAGCAAUGUGGCUUGUGGCAACUUCCAAUGUCCCAAAAUAUCCAAUGCGAUAUCCAUCCUGUCAAAGUGUACAACAUGCAAGGCCAUCUUCUAUUGCUCUCGCCCUUGUCAAGUCGCUGACUGGAAGAGGCACAAGAAAUACUGCAAAACUCGGUCUUAG